This is a messenger RNA of Colletotrichum chrysophilum, 1206 nucleotides long. RefSeq lists its product as uncharacterized. The transcript has 3 exons. NCBI's taxonomy places the organism in Eukaryota, Fungi, Ascomycota, Sordariomycetes, Glomerellales, Glomerellaceae. The record is from RefSeq and is a predicted model, not a curated record. Bases 1 to 1206 code for a protein of 401 amino acids.
AUGCAGCUCGUUUCCAAGCUUCGAAAGAAAUAUCGAUCCAAACAGAGCGAUGGACCAUCAUUGACCACCUUGCACUCGGAUACUUCUCCAGCCACAUCAGCGACACCCACGACGGCAUCCACACUCUCGAACUUCCCCGCCUCUGAAACGUCUACGACCACGAAUACGCUGGCCUCUAUCAGUCUUCAAGAACUGCGAAGACAAAUUUGGAAUGAUGCUUACGACGAAGCCAAGAAAGACGAACCGAAAAUAUUCGAACAAUACGAGCAGAUCCUCUCUGUCCAGCUGCGAAAGACUAGUACCCGAACUUCCGAUGCUGCAAACGAAACAGAUGCCAUCAAACAGGACACGCUGGGUAGGCAAUUGCAGAUGAUUAAGCUCGUCGAAUUGGGUCUAGAGAAAACAGAGAAGAGGGCAAUGGUCAAAGGAAAGAUCAUGGAAGGAAUGCAGCCUGUCCUGAACAUUAAAGAGUUCAUCGCCACCGCUGUCAAAUCUGAGCCAACUGCUGCUAUCGCCUGGGUGGGCGUCACGACCUGCAUGGAUGUAAGGAGCUCCACCAAGGCGGAAAAGCCCCCACUGAUAGUCUCGCAGAUCAUAACCAAUCCCGUCACUGAGCCGGGCAUCAAUCGUGACGGUGUCAAGGAGUUGACGCAACUUCUGCUCGAUAUCCGCGAGACUGACACGUCUCUGAUCGAGUUGCAAACGCAACUGAGAGCUCAUAUUGCUCGUCUCUACAAGAAGCUCCUGCUGUAUCAAAUCCAGAGCGUUGUCUUGUACAACAGAAAACUAGCGGGCGUUCUCAUUAGAGACGUCUUCAAAGUUGACGAUUGGCAACAAAAGAUCGAUGCGAUUCAGAGUGUCGAAGAAGCUUUGCGCAAAGAUGUGGAACAGCAUAACUCUGAAGAGCUGAAAGGACGCCUUCGAGAUAUCGACAGCACCCUGAAGGACCUGCGAUUGGACAUCAAAGCAGUGGAGACUGCGGUUGAACAGCAAACCUUGAUCUUGCGCAAGCUUCAUCACGACGACAAGGAUAAGGAAUGCUUUGCGCGUUUAUUCAGCGGACAGGAGGCGGACUCCUCAAAGAUUCUUACGAAUGGAUACUCGACCAUGAAGACUUCAGGAGGUUCCAUUCUAACCCACAGAAUCGUCUACUUUGGAUCAGAGGUGAUCCAGGCAAGGGAAAGACAAUGCUUCUCUGUGGUAUGA